This is a messenger RNA of Musa acuminata subsp. malaccensis (wild Malaysian banana), 3296 nucleotides long. RefSeq lists its product as uncharacterized. Gene Ontology annotation, molecular function: protein binding. Gene Ontology annotation, biological process: protein folding in endoplasmic reticulum. NCBI's taxonomy places the organism in Eukaryota, Viridiplantae, Streptophyta, Magnoliopsida, Zingiberales, Musaceae. The record is from RefSeq and is a predicted model, not a curated record. Gene Ontology annotation, cellular component: EMC complex.
UCCGCCGUCGCACUUGGAAGAGGUGCCUUAGCGUUAUGGGUUCCUCGCAUCUCCGGCCGCGGACGGCAAUGGCGAUUAGGGCUCGUCUCGGGUUCGUGAUCCUCCUCUCCCUCUUCUUCUCGGCGACGUUAUCCACCGCGCUCUACGAGGAUCAGGUCGGGCUCGCAGAUUGGCAUCAUAAGUACAUUGGUAAAGUAAAACAUGCUGUGUUUCACACACAAAAGACAGGGAGAAAGCGUGUAGUAGUAUCUACCGAAGAGAAUGUUGUUGCCUCUCUUGACCUCCGUACAGGCUUUAUAUUUUGGAGAAAUGUUCUUGGGAAAAAUGACCAUAUUGAUCAAGUUGACAUUGCUCUUGGGAAAUAUGUUGUUACACUAUCCUCGGGAGGAAGUAUAUUAAGGGCAUGGAACCUUCCUGAUGGUCAAAUGAUAUGGGAGUCGACUCUUCCAGUUUCAACCCUUUCGAAAUCUUCGUUGUAUGUUCUGGCAAAUAUGAAUGUGGGAAAAGAUAAUUUGAUUCUUGUUUUUGGUGGAUCAUCAAUUCAUGCCUUGUCAAGCAUGGAUGGGCAAAUUGUUUGGAGAAAAGAAUUGUCCAUUGACAGCUUAGAGAUUCAGCAGAUUUUUCAACCUCAUGACAGUGAUAUCAUAAAUGCUGUAGGAUUUGUUGGUUCAUCAGAAUUUGUUGUGUAUCAGAUCAGUUAUAGAACUGGGGAGGUGAUGCAGCAAAGCAAAGCUUCCUUUGAAAGUGGUUUCUGUGGUGAAGCAUCUCUUGUUUUUGACAAUUUGGUCGUAGCAUUAGAUGCCAGCAAGUCAUCUUUAGUUUCAAUAAGUUUCAAAAAUGAAGUUAUAAAUUUCCACCAGAUAAAUCUAUCAGAUCUUGUGCCAGAUUUUUCUGGGAAGGUUACAUUAUUGCCUUUAAAAUUCAAUGGCAUGCUUGCAAUAGAAAUUGCUUCAUCAAUACUUUUGUUGAGAGUUAAAGGUGCUAAUGAGCUUGAGUUUGUUGAGAAAAUUAGCCAUCCAUUCGCCUUUAGUGAUGCUCUCCCUUUAUCAAAAGAACAACAAGCUUUUGCAAUUUUGCAGCAUGACGAAUCAAAAAUCCACUUCAAGGUGAAAUCGGAUAAUGAUUUGAGAAAUGAGAUUCUUAAAGAAACCAUACAGAUGGACAGUCAAAGGGGAAAUAUUGAGAAGGUUUUUAUUAAUAAUUAUAUUCGAACAGAUAGAACACAUGGUUUUCGGUUUUUAGUUGUUAUGGAAGAUCACUCACUAUUAUUAAUACAACAAGGUGAGAUUGUAUGGAGUAGGGAGGAUGGUUUGGCAUCUAUUGUUGAUUCAACAACAUCUGAACUACCUGUUGAGAAGGAAGGUGUAUCAGUUGCAGAGGUGGAACACAACCUUUUUGAGUGGCUCAAGGGGCAUUUACUGAAACUUAAAGGAACUCUCAUGCUUGCAAGUCCUGAUGAAGUGGCUGCUAUACAAGCUAUUAGACUAAAAAGUUCUGAAAAAAAUAAGAUGACUCGGGAUCACAAUGGAUUUCGAAAGCUAAUUAUUGUACUAACUAGAGCCGGAAAAGUUUUGGCACUACACACUGGAGAUGGACGCGUUGUUUGGUCUGUUUUACUUCCUGCCCUUCGUAGAUCAGAAACAUGUGGAAAUCCCUUUGCUUUAAGGGUAUACCAGUGGCAGGUCCCUCAUCAUCAUGCAAUGCACGAGAAUCCAUCUGUCCUUGUAGUUGGCAGAUGUGGGCAUGGUUUUGAUGCACCUGGCAUUUUUUCAAUUGUUGAUUCCUACACUGGGAAAGUACAAAACUCUUUGAUACUAGAGCACUCUGUGAGUCACAUAAUGCCUUUGCCCUUGACAGAUUCAACAGAACAGCGCCUUCAUCUUAUCAUAGAUGCCAAGUUACAAGCCCAUCUAUACCCUAAAAAUUCUGAUUCUCUUAAACAUUUCUUUAAUGAGAUGCCAAAUAUUUACUGGUAUUCGGUUGAAGUAGAAAAAAACAAAAUAAAAGGAUAUUCACUAGAAAGCAAAGCUGAACUGGACACAGCUGAGGAGUAUGUCUUUCAGGCUAAAGAAUUGUGGUCCAUUAUCUUCCCUUCUGAGUCUGAGAAGAUUGCUGUGACUGCAACUAGAAAAAUGAAUGAGAUAGUUCAUACCCAAGCAAAGGUUGUAGCAGAUCAGGAUGUAAUGUAUAAAUAUGUAUCGAAAAACAUACUUUUUGUUGCUACUGUUGCUCCUAAAGCUGCUGGAGAAAUUGGUUCUGCCACACCAGAAGAAGCUUUGUUGUAUGCUUAUCUAAUUGAUACUGUCAGUGGGCGAAUUUUGCAUCGUGUGUGUCAUCAGGGAGCACAGGGCCCUGUUCAUGCUGUUGUGAGUGAGAAUUGGGUUGUCUAUCACUACUUCAAUCUUAGGGCGCACAGAUAUGAGAUGUCAGUCAUUGAGAUAUAUGAUCAAUCUCGAGCGGAUAACAAAGAUGUUUGGAAGCUUGUCCUGGGAAAGCAUAAUUUGACAGCACCUGUCUCUUUAUAUUCUAGACCAGAUGUGAUGGUCAAAUCACAGUCGUACUUUUUUACUCACUCAGUUAAAUCCAUGGCGGUGACAGCAACAGCUAAGGGCAUAACAUCCAAGCAACUUCUAAUUGGCACAAUAGGUGAUCAGGUCUUGGCACUUGAUAAACGCUUUCUUGAUCCUCGGCGUUCUGUCAAUCCCACGCAAUCAGAGAAGGAAGAGGGAAUCAUACCAUUGACCGAUUCUUUGCCAAUUGUCCCUCAGUCUUACAUAACACACUCUCUUCAAGUGGAGGGCCUGAGAAGCAUGGUAACAAUACCUGCCAAGUUGGAAUCCACUACACUCGUUUUUUCCUACGGCGUAGACCUCUUCUUUACCAGGAUCGCUCCAUCAAGAACCUACGAUUCACUUACCGAAGACUUCAGCUAUGCACUUCUUCUCAUCACGAUCGUUGUGCUAGUUGCUGCUAUUUUCGUGACAUGGGCCUUGUCUGAGAAAAAGGAGCUUAAAGAGAAAUGGAGGUAAAUGUAUCUUCAAGGCACUAUUUCUGUACCGAGACGAGUGCCCAUCAUUUUAAAGGUGUUUUGUUUUCUUGCCUUUUUAUUUUUUGGGGUCAAGUAGGAGAAACUAUUGUUUCCAUUUGAUUUCCCAUUAGCAAUCUUGAGAUUAUUACAUCGCUCGCAAGCGGACUUUUUUAAAGCUGGAUAGCAUCGAAUUUGGUACCUUACAUGUGUAGUAAGACUAAGAUUGAACUUUUUUUCUAGUGAUGAACCAAUUAGCAUCUCAUGUUGA